AUGGCUUCGGACGAUGGGGAGUACCGGGUCACAGGCUGUAUUGGUCAGGGUGCGUUUGGAAAGGUUGUUCUGCUAGAAAACUCGGCUGGAGAUCAGACAUUGCGUGAUCGGAUCAGUGGUCGUGUGGAUCCAAAUAACUUCACGACUGAAACGAUUUUCACUGAAGACGAGGAACUGAGGUUGGUGGAACACACAGAAGACUCUGCCAGACUGGGGUACGGCUUCAGUAAUACAGCAAUGCAACAGAUGGCAGGCGAAUUGGCGCACCACCUUGGAAAACGCGCUACUGACAAGCCACUCAGUAACUGUUGGUUAUAUGGCUUUUUAAAAAGAUGGGAGAGCAGAAUAUCCACACUGAAACCUUCAGCGUUGGAUUCAAACAGAGCCAAACACUCAACUCCAGAAAUUGUUGCCAAAUAUUUUGAUAACCUCGAAGUGGCUAUCGCGGAGUACGGGCUACAGGAGAGACCUGAUUGCAUAUACAAUCUGGACGAAACGGGCAUCUCUCCUGAACAUCGACCACCAAAUAUUAUCGCUCCAAUCAAAGAGAAAGCGCAGGCGGUCACGUCGCCACGAUCGGCAACAACAACAUUGAUCGCGUGCGCAAGCGCAUCAGGACACCAUCUGCCGCCAUAUUUUGUGUUUAAAGGAAAAAGGUCCAACGACAACUUGUCGAAAGAACUUACACCCGGUGCUGUUGUGACCAUGUCGGAAACUGGUUGGUCGACCACUGCAACCUUCAAGGACUACCUCGAAAACCACUUUUUGAAGUACGUCAAUAGAGGAGACGGCAGCCAACCAGUACUUCUAUUACUUGACGGGCACAGCACACACACUUCCCAAGAGAUGGUGAAAUGGGCCAGAGAUCGACACAUCCACCUGUUUUGUUUGCCAGCGCACACAUCGCAUGUCCUGCAACCCCUUGAUGUCGGAGUGUUUGGGCCGUUCAAGCGCUUCUAUUAUAGCGAAUGUGCUUCGUACAUGAAGGCGAAUCAAGGCAAGAUCGUGACGAAAUACGAAAUAGCAGGCAUUGCAUGUAAGGCGUACUUGAAGGCCCUCUGUCACUGGAACAUAGUUUCCGCUUUUAGGAAAACCGGCGUGCAUCCCCUGAACAAAAAUGCUGUUCCGAUGGAAAAGCUCUUGCCGUGUGAAUCGUUCCGAGAUGAGACACCAAUGCUCAAGAUGCAGUCGAUACGCGCUGGCAAAGAGGCGGUGGAUGAGUAUCUUCGGGCGAAAUCCGAAUCUACCAGCACAACAGCCCCUUGCAAAUGCAAAUGCGGGAAGCAAAAUCCCACAACACCAAAACCGAAGCCUGGCGGGAAACUACUCACCAGUGAUGCAUACAUUGAGGCGCUCGAAAUAUACGAUGCACAAAAGAAAACCAAGGCACCAUCAUCAUCCAGGACAAACCUGCCACAAACAAGCCCCAAACAAUCUACAAGCGGUUUAAUCAUCAACCGAACCGACAAUUCUGAAAGCGAGUCAGAUAUUGACGACACAGAAGUUUGCUGCGUUUGCGAGAGAUUCACGCCCAUCAAUGUUGACAAGCGACCACACCUAAAGAUAGUCAACUGGGGACAGUGCGACGAGUGUGGACAUUGGGUUCACUUGGGUUUCUGUCAUGCCAUGUCUGUUCUCAGACGAGGCUACAGUUUUCUGUGCCCUCAUUGCAGUUAA
Molecule: messenger RNA, 1677 nt
Organism: Dreissena polymorpha
Lineage: Eukaryota; Metazoa; Mollusca; Bivalvia; Myida; Dreissenidae
Exons: 3
Coding region: 1-1677 (558 amino acids)
Cellular component (GO): nucleus
Molecular function (GO): DNA binding
Source: RefSeq, a predicted model, not a curated record